Fragaria vesca subsp. vesca is the source of this 1722-nucleotide messenger RNA. RefSeq names its product RNA polymerase II C-terminal domain phosphatase-like 4-like. Bases 84 to 1478 code for a protein of 464 amino acids. The transcript is spliced from 9 exons. NCBI's taxonomy places the organism in Eukaryota, Viridiplantae, Streptophyta, Magnoliopsida, Rosales, Rosaceae. The record is from RefSeq and is a predicted model, not a curated record. Gene Ontology annotation, cellular component: nucleus. Gene Ontology annotation, molecular function: RNA polymerase II CTD heptapeptide repeat phosphatase activity.
CAAAGCUUCAAAAUUUGACGAGCGCUUCCCCCAAUCUCUCUCUUACAAAACGACAUCGUCUUGCUCUCCAACACUCUCUCACGAUGAGUCUUGCCGAGUCUCCGGUGCACUCUUCCAGCAGUGAUGGAUUUGCUGGCUUUCUUGAGACGGAACUGGAGUCAGGCUCUUCGGAGUCGUCACCGGAUGAGGAAUGUAAAGCAGCAGUCGGUGAUGAUGAUGGUGGCAGUGAAUCCAGUGAUGUUGAAAGUGAGAGCAGGGUAAAACGGAGGAAGGUAGAGAAUGUGGAAAUCUUGGAAGAAGCCAAUGCGUUGACUUCGCAAGCAGUCUCUGAAGAAAUUUCAGAAGCAUCUGGAGUGGAUGAUUUGUGUGCACAUCCUGGAUCUUUUGGAGAUAUGUGCUUUCUUUGUGGCCAGAGGCUGAUUGAGCAGUCUGGUGUGACAUUUGGGUACAUACACAAGGGAUUAAGACUUAAUGACGGAGAAAUCGACCGGUUACGCAACACGGACAUUAAGAAAUCGCUAAAUAAUAAGAAACUUUAUUUGGUACUUGAUCUUGAUCAUACACUACUAAAUACCACCCUGCUGAAUCAUGUGACGGCAAAGGAAGAAUAUUUAAUGUGCCCACCAGAUUCUCUGCCAGAUGUUUUGAAAGACAGCCUCUUCAGACUGGAUUUUAUGCGUAUGAUGACCAAGUUAAGGCCUUUCAUUAGGACAUUUUUGAAGGAAGCCAGUGAAAUAUUUGAAAUGUACAUAUAUACGAUGGGUGACCGAGCCUAUGCACUGGAAAUGGCCAAGUUGCUUGAUCCCAAAAAAGAGUACUUUGGUGAUCGAGUGAUAUCGCGUGAUGAUGGCACCCAAAGACAUCAAAAGGGUCUAGAUAUUGUGCUUGGGCAAGAAAGUGCUGUUUUGAUAUUGGAUGAUACAGAAAAUGCAUGGAUCAAGCACAAGGACAAUCUUAUCUUGAUGGAGAGAUAUCAUUUCUUUAGAUCUAGUUGUGCCCAAUUUGGGUUCACAUGUGAGUCUCUUUCAGAGUUGAAGAGUGACGAGAGUGAGCCUGAAGGAGCUCUUGCAAAUGUUCUCGAUCUUCUUAAACGAAUCCACAAGAUGUUCUUUUAUGAUCUGGGAGGCAAUCUUGUAGAUAGAGACGUGAGGCAGGUUCUGAAAAUUGUUAGGAAGGAAGUUCUGAAUGGGUGCAAAGUUGUUUUCAGCCGUAUAAUUCCUUCAAAAGUCCUGGCUAGUAGUCAUCACUUGUGGAAGAUGGCAGAGCAGCUGGGAGCCAUAUGCUCAACCGAAGUGGAUUCAACGGUGACCCAUGUAGUUGCAUUAGAUGCUGGAACAGAAAAGUCUCGCUGGGCAGUGAAACAUAACAAAUUUCUGGUCCAUCCUCGGUGGCUUGAAGCAGCAAAUUAUAUGUGGCAAAAGCAAGCUGAAGAGAAGUUUCCAGUGACUGAAACAAAAAUGGUAACUCAUACCGAGUGAUUUGUUAGUUUUAGGAUAUGACUAACCAUGCCCUUGUUGUGGACAACUUUUAAGUUGGAGACAAUUUCUUGGUAGAUCUGUUUUGACUAAUGUGAGUUUUGAUGCUGAUUCGACUAGAGCAGAUUACUCUGAAUUUGUAUAUAGAAACAGCUUGAUUUGUCAGAUAACAAGAACAGAAAGUUAUGUUAAGAAGGCAGGUGGAUGUUAUUUCUGGCAACUUUUUGUCUCAGGAACUUAUAAUGAG